Molecule: messenger RNA, 4790 nt
Organism: Doryrhamphus excisus (bluestripe pipefish)
Lineage: Eukaryota; Metazoa; Chordata; Actinopteri; Syngnathiformes; Syngnathidae
Gene: stxbp5b
Product: syntaxin binding protein 5b (tomosyn)
Biological process (GO): exocytosis; Golgi to plasma membrane transport
Cellular component (GO): plasma membrane; SNARE complex; cytoplasm
Molecular function (GO): GTPase activator activity; syntaxin binding; myosin II binding
Source: RefSeq, a predicted model, not a curated record
GCUAAGGUAGCUAGCUGACAGCUCGGCUUGCUGUCAAUAGCUGGCUGCUUCCUUCCGGUGACGGUCGAGAACGCCGAAGAUCGUCUUGUCGAUGCCGGAUUGAAGCCGGUGACGACGUGGGGAGGAGGGCAACCCGAGUGGAGUGUGUGGCAGUGGCUUUUGAAAUGGAGACGGACAGGCGUUAAAAAAAGUGUGCGUUUAUCGAAGCUAACCAGCUAGCUAACUACCUAGCGGCUCACCCCUCCUCUCUCCCUCCCGCCCCCCCGCCUUCCUCGGCUUGCCAGUUUACGGCAGCUCGCUCGGUGCGUUUCGUCCAGCCGUCUGCCGCCGACGACGCCGCCGCUGCACCGGAGCUCUCCCGCUAAAAAUGAAGAAGUUCAACAUUCGCAAGGUGCUGGACGGCUUGACAGCGGUCUCCUCUUCCUCGUCGGCGGCCGCCCAGACCGGGGCCUCCAAGGAGAACGACGCCGUGCAGGAGAGCCUGCAGUCGGAGCAUUUCCAGCUUUGCAAGACGGUGCGUCAUGGUUUCCCGCAUCAGCCGUCCUCCAUGGCCUUUGACCCGGUGCAGAAAAUCCUGGCCGUCGGGACCCUGACCGGAGCUUUGAGGCUCUUCGGCCGAGCGGGUGUGGAGUGCUACUGUCAACACGAGAGCGGCGCUGCCGUCAUCCAGCUCCAGUUCCUCAUCAACGAGGGGGCGCUAGUGAGCGCCUUAGCGGAUGACAGCGUCCAUCUGUGGAACCUGAGACAAAAGAUCCCUGCCAUCCUGCAUUCCCUCAAGUUCAACAGGGAGAGACUCACGUACUGCCACCUGCCCUUCCAGAGCAAAUGGCUUUACAUUGGCACGGAAAGAGGAAACAUCCACAUCGUCAACGUGGAGUCCUUCACCCUCUCAGGCUACGUCAUCAUGUGGAACAAAGCCAUCGAACUAUCCACCAAGACACACCCAGGGCCCGUAGUGCACAUCAGUGAUAACCCCAUGGACGAAGGAAAGCUCCUGAUCGGAUUCGAGUGCGGGGUCGUGGUGUUGUGGGACCUGAAGUCCAAAAAGGCCGACUACCGCUACAAUUACGAUGAGGCCAUCCACUCAGUCGCCUGGCACCACGAAGGAAAACAGUUUGUCUGCAGCCACUCGGACGGCACUCUGACCACAUGGAAUAUACGAGCCCCCGCCAAGCCUGCGCAGAUCAUCACGCCGCAUGGAAAGCAGCCCAAGGAUGGCAAGAAGCCAGAGCCAUGCAAGCCCAUCCUGAAGGUGGAGUACAAAACAACACGGGCUGGGGACCCCUUCAUGGUUCUGUCAGGAGGACUGUCCUACGACACGGUAGGAAGGAGAGCCUGUCUGACCGUGAUGCACGGGAAGAGCACCGCCGUCCUGGAGAUGGACUUCCCCAUCGUGGACUUCCUCACGCUGUGUGAAACGCCAUAUCCAAACGACUUUCAGGAGCCAUACGCAGUGGUGGUCCUCCUGGAGAGGGAUUUAGUCCUCAUUGAUCUCGGGCAGAUCGGGUACCCGAUAUUUGAGAACCCGUAUCCCCUCACCAUUCACGAGUCCCCGGUGACCUGCUGCGAGUACUUCGCCGACUGCCCGGCCGAACUCAUUCCUGCACUUUACUCCGUCGGCAGCCGGCAGAAGAGGCAAGGUUACAGCAAGAAGGAGUGGCCAAUCAGUGGGGGAAACUGGGGUCAAGGCACACAGAGUUACCCAGAGAUUAUGAUCACGGGGCACGCCGAUGGCUCCAUUAAGUUUUGGGAUGCCUCUGCAUUGAUGCUCCAAGUGCUGUACAAGCUGAAGACGGCCAAGGUGUUUGAGCGGGCGCGAGGCAAAGAGGACAAGGCCAAUGCAGACAUCGUGGAGGAGGACCCUUUUGCCAUCCAGACCCUGUGCUGGUGCCCCGAGAGCAGGAUGCUGUGCGUGGCCGGCGUGUCGGCGCACAUCAUCGUCUACAGAUUCAGCAAGCAAGAGGUCACCGCCGCCGAAGUGCAGCUCUUGGAGGUACGCCUGCAGUGCGAGCUGAGCGACGUGGACUCGCCCGACCCCACCGGAGAGCAGACCCCCACGCUGCCCACAUCGGUCGGAGCGCCCCCCAGCCCCCAGGAGGCGGAGCCCGCCACUCAGCCCUCCACCGGCAGCACCUCGUCGGACGGGCCGCGAGACAACACACCCUGCCUGCAGGUGCGGAGCGCCGCGCUCAAGCAGUCUCCUGGCUACCAGGUGGAGCUGGUCAUCCAGCUGGUGUGGGUGAGUGGGGAGCCCCCUCAGCAGAUCACCAGCUUGGCCAUAAACUCCUCGUACGGGCUAGUGGUGUUCGGGAACAGUAACGGUCUGGCCGUGGUGGACUACCUCCAGAAAACACUGCUUCUCAACCUGGGCACAUCGGAGCUCUACAGCCCCUCUGAGCCCUACCAGAGGCAGCCUCGCUCCCCACGCAAAGCCCGGCAGCCCUCUGGAGCGCUGUGCGAUUCCAACGACGGGCCCAACACCUCCGAGGAGCGCUGCAAAUCGCCGACUUCAGGAUCCACCUCGCCGUGCGAUUCCGACGAGGACCGAAAGGCCAAGUUCAUAAAAAAGGUGAAGUACAAAAGCAGACGCUUUUCCAAGACGGUUGCCAAUGACUUUGCCAGGAUGUCGAGGAAAAUUAGCUCGUCUAACGAGCAAAAGCCAAACACGGAGUGGCGCUCCCUGCCGUGUCGGAAUCGCAUUUGUCACUCUGACGACGGCAUGACGACGAGCAGGAAGAGCGUCAAGCUGGUCUUCUCUAGAACCAGCUCAGACGUCAACUUCAACUCCAAGGACAACUCGUUCAGCCGCUCGCGUAGUUCAAGCGUGACCAGCAUAGACCGAGAGUCCCGUGACGCCAUUUCCUCCUUUUGCUUCUGCGAGACCUUCCCCAGGAAGACGGAGAGUCUGCUGGGCCCCUGCGUGCUGGUGGGCACCACCCAGGGCACCGUCACGAUGGUGGCCGUCAGCCCGCCCCCCGGUGGGGACCAGCGGCUGCUGCAACCGGUCGGCAUCUCCUCCUGCGGCACCGUGGCCAGACUCAAAGGAGGCGUUCUGACCAUGGCGCUGCUGGACGCCACCGGGGCUCUGCUGCCCGCCUCCUACGAGCCCUGGUACGACUCCAACGCCUCCGACGAGGAGAAGGAGAAAAGCAGGAGGCGCCGGCCGCCCACCCCGCCUUCAUCGCAGGACAGCCAGGACUCCCAGUUUGCCGUGCUGUGCUCGGAGAAGCAGGCCAAGGUCGUGGCCAUGCCGUCUCAGACGCGCGUCUACAAACACAACAUCACCGAGUCGUCCUUCGUGCUGAGGGCCGACGUGGUGCAGAUGGCCGGCGCCACCUGCAUCGCCUGUUUCUGCGCCAACGGCCACAUCAUGACGCUGAGCUUGCCCAGUCUACGGCCGCUCCUGGACGUCAACUACCUGCCGCUCACCGACAUGCGGAUAGCCAGGACGUUCUGCUUCUCCAACCUGGGACAGGCCCUCUACCUCACCUCCCCCACCGAGGUCCAGAGGAUCACCUACAGCCAGGACACCUGCGACAACCUGCAGGAGAUGCUGAGCGAGUUGUUUACUCCCGUGGAGACACCCGAGGCUCCCAACAGAGGUUUCUUCAAAGGCCUCUUUGGCGGAGGAGCCCAGUCUCUGGACCGCGAGGACCUAUUUGGCGAAACCACCGCCGGGAAGGCCUCGCGCAGCCUGGCCCAGCACAUCCCCGGCCCGGGCAGCAUGGAGGGCAUGAAGGGUGCCGCGUCGGGCGUCGUCGGGGACCUGGCCCGCGCCAGGAUAGCCCUGGACGAACGAGGGCAGAAACUGGGAGAGUUGGAGGAGAGGACGGCCGCCAUGAUGGCCAGCGCAGAAUCCUUCUCCAAACACGCUCAUGAUAUGAUGGUGAAAUAUAAAGACAAGAAGUGGUACCAGCUCUGAUGGCGGCUCGCGGAUGAGCACUGUGGACGCUAUAAACGCACACACACACACACACACACACACACACCAGUAUGGCCGAAGAGGAGGUGCACAUCCUUUUGGAGGUGGGGACUUUUUUGUGUGUUUUUUUUUUUUUAUGGGCAGCACAGAAACAUCACCUCACAAAACAUGCUUCCUCCACGCACGGCCCACCGGAAUCGGGAGUGAGGGAAGCACUUUUGGGAACGUUUGGGAUUAUGAAGCAUCUCCUACCUUUUGAAUAAGGGCUGGUAAUACACUCGCAAUGACAUCGUUCAUCACCAGGCAUUACUUCCACAGUACGUAUUUAUUCUUAGAAUAUUACAUUUGACAUAUUAUUAUAUUGGAGAUGUUUACCGCCCCCUGCUGACCAGGACUUGACAUUGCAGACACUGGAAACACCCUGGAGUUAUUAUUACUAUUAUUAAUCAUUGUAUAUUUUGGUAAGCGUUCUUAACGCCUAUCCCCCCCAACCCCCCACCCCCCCAAACGAGGAAGGAAAACCACCUGUCAAAUCCAUACCGUUUAUGAUGCCGACUGUUUUGUCAAAUAUCCCUAUUAUGGCAAUCGGCACCAGUAUCUUAUUUUGGUAUCACCAGUCCCCUGUAUAUGUUUUUUUAAUAACACAUAUGUGAGAAUAUCGCUAAUUGCCGUAUGAGUAUCGACACCAGUAUCGGAAAGCACGGCUUUGGUGUGAGCUGCUGGUCCAGGCCUGUUUUAGCUGAGUCAUCUGGAGAUGAAAAUAUAUGGAAAAUAGAGCAAAAAUUAUGUCUUUCAUAGCACAGAGUUUAAAACUCAAAGAAAAAUACAUACAUUUUAAAGUCAUAAUAUGAGAAAUAUAAUGUAAAGG